AUGAAAAAUGGCACAGUGAUCACAGAAUUCAUUCUCCUAGGCUUUCCUGGUAUUCAAGGACUACAAAUCCCUCUCUUUAUAGUGAUCUUUCUUAUCUACAUAUUAACCCUGGCAGGCAAUGGGCUUAUUAUUGCUAUUGUUUGGAUUGAGCCAAGGCUACAAAUUCCCAUGUAUUUCUUCCUUUGCAACUUAUCUUUUCUGGAGAUCUGGUAUACCACCACAGUCAUCCCCAAACUGCUCGAAACCUUUGUGGUGGUAAGAACAGUCAUCUGCAUUCCCUGCUGCCUGCUGCAGUCUUUCUUCCACUUCUUCCUGGGCACCACUGAGUUCCUCAUUCUCACCGUCAUGUCUUUUGACCGCUACAUGGCCAUCUGCAAGCCCCUCCGUUACCCAGCCAUCAUGACUGGCAACCUCUGCAUGCAACUGUCCCUUGGCUCCUGGGUUACUGGCUUCACCAUUGUUUUUUGUCAGAUGCUGCUGAUCAUGCAGCUGUCAUUCUGUGGCAACAAUGUCAUCAACCAUUUCUACUGUGAUGUUGGUCCCAUCUUGAAAGCAGCCUGCACCGACACCACCCUUUUGGAACUCCUAGGUCUCCUAGCAACCAUCCUGGUGAUUCCAGGGUCACUCCUUUUCACAGUGAUUUCUUACAUCUACAUCCUGUCCACCAUCCUGCGGAUUCCUUCAGCCACUGGACGCCAGAAGGCUUUCUCUACCUGUGCCUCACACCUGACUGUUGUCUCACUGCUUUAUGGAGCUGUUCUGUUCAUGUACCUGAGACCCACAGCCCACUCCUCAUUUAAGAUUAAUAAGGUUGUAUCUGUGCUAAAUACUAUCCUCACCCCUCUUCUGAACCCCUUCAUCUAUACCAUUAGAAACAAGGAGGUAAAAGGAGCCCUUAAAAAGGCAAUGGCUUGUUCAAAGGCACCUCAUAAAAAAUAA
Molecule: messenger RNA, 939 nt
Organism: Elephantulus edwardii (Cape elephant shrew)
Lineage: Eukaryota; Metazoa; Chordata; Mammalia; Macroscelidea; Macroscelididae
Product: olfactory receptor 6X1-like
Exons: 1
Coding region: 1-939 (312 amino acids)
Biological process (GO): G protein-coupled receptor signaling pathway
Cellular component (GO): membrane
Molecular function (GO): G protein-coupled receptor activity; olfactory receptor activity
Source: RefSeq, a predicted model, not a curated record